UCUAUCGCUGUUGUCAGAGGAACAGGGUUUUUACUGCUCUAAGUUUAGUCUUUCAGGCUUACCAACUCACCCCGCCUCAUUCGCCACGAUUGGCGGACGUAAACGCAAACUAUAUAGCCUGCGACGUCGCGACGCUUGCGUCUACCUGAGAGGUUAAACUCAGGGAAACGUGCUAGUAUCUUCUCAGUUUCCGGAAGAUCAUUGUAGCCUUCCUAAAAGAAAGAAAAUGGAAUCCUGAAAUCGUACUUAGCGAAACAGUCGAGCGUCUCUGAGAAAACAUUAGAAGAACAAUUUGGAAGUACGAUUACGUCGGUACGAACAUUGUCGAACAGCUGGAUCUUGCCGAAGAUUGGAGAGUAUUCACCCAACCUCCUUCCCAUCUGAAUCAAUGGAAGGGUCUGACAGUUUAGAGCAGAGUGGCAGUGACCAGCCAGAGUCCCAGCGCAGGAGGCAGCUGGACCGCUUGGACAGGGAGGAGGCCUUCUACCAGUUUGUCAACAAUCUAAGUGAUGAUGACUAUCGUCUCAUGAGAGACAACAAUCUUUUGGGCACCCCAGGAGAGGUCACAGAAGAUGAGCUGUUUAGUAGACUUCAGCAAAUAAAGGAUGGUCCAGAACAGCAGAAUAACAGUACUACUGCCCCCAGCACCGAAAGUGUAGAAGAUCCAGUUGAACCACCAGAAAACUCUGAGGAUCCUGCCAAUGGGGAUAGUCUCUUAGACUGGCUGAACACAGUAAGGCGCACAGGCAACACAACUAGAACUGGUCAUCGUGGAAACCAGUCGUGGCGGGCCGUAAGCCAGACCAACCCAAACAGUGGCGAUUUUCGCUUCAGCCUGGAAAUCAGUGUGAAUCGUAACCUGGCUGAACAGCAGGCAGCUGCUGAAGGGGAGCAGGAGUCUCAAGAGUCUCCAGAGGGCCAAGAAGUGGUGGCGAAUGCUGAUCCACUGGUGGCGAAUGCGGAUGCACUGGUGGCGAAUGCAGAUGCACUGGUGGCGAAUGCGGAUGCACUGGUGGCGACUGCUGAUGCACUGGUGGCGACUGCGGAUGCACUGGUGGCGAGUGCUGAACCGUUGGUGUCUAGUGCUGAACCGCUGGUGUCCAGUGCUGAACCGGUGGUGUCACGUGCUGAACCGCUGGUGUCACGUGCUGAACCGCUGGUGUCCCGUGCUGAACCACUGGUGUUCCGUGCUGAACCGCUGGUGUCCCGUGCUGAGCCACUGGUAUCCCGUGCUGAGCCACUGGUGUCCCGUGCUGAACCACUAGUGUCCCGUGCUGAACCACUAGUGUCCAUUGCUCAGCCUCUGGUGUCCACUGGCUCAGCAAUGGUGUCCCUUGCUGAGCCACAGGUGGCCAUUGCUGAGCCACAGGUGACCAUUGCUGAGCCACAGGUGACCAUUGCUGAGCCACAUGUGUUUAUUGCUGAGCCACAGGUGCCCAUGGAGACGGAAGUGGUGGAAGAACCAGUUGUAGAGGAAUUGGCUGUCAUAGUGGAACCAGAGCCUGAAUUAGAAGAAGUUGUUUCACAAGAGAUUUUUGGAGAACCACCCAGGUCACCUGUCGCCCUAUCGGUACAGCCACCACUUUCUCCUUCUCCACGCAGAGGACAAAGGAGAGCUCGCAGCCGUAGUCCAGAACCACGCAGGACUAGAGCCCGUACUGCCAGGAGCCGCUCCCCUCUCAACCUGGAUCAGCAGGAUGGUUUUCGUAAUCCAAAUAAUGCUCACAGCUCUCAAGGCCUCAACUCUGCCACCAAUACACCCCUUGAGCCUCAAGUGGAGGGCAGUUCCCGGACUCGACAACAUGUUCUUUCUAGGCAAAGCACUGCUGACACUGAGGUUCAGCCAUCUAGGGCUGGUGCAGAAACGGUCCCAGAGGCCCAAAAUAUGGGAUCUCAGGAAGGAGAAGCUGCUGGGGGCGAAGUGGGCGCAGCAGGGCGCCGCCCCCCUACUAUUAUGCUUGAUCUUCAGGUGCGCCGUGUGCGUCCAGGCGAAUAUCGUCAGAGAGACAGCAUUGCUAGCCGAACCCGCUCGCGCUCCCAGAACUCAAACAACACAUUUCUUUAUGAGAGUGAGCGUGGUGGAUUUCGUAGGACUUUCUCUCGCUCCGAGCGUGCUGGUGUAAGGACCUACGUCAGCACUAUUCGCAUCCCUAUCCGAAGAAUCUCUGAUGCAGGUUUGGGAGAGGCAACCUCAAUGGCUCUCCAAUCUAUGAUUAGGCAGAUAAUGACUGGUUUUGGUGAACUCGGCUACCUCAUGGAUUCAGACUCUGAUUCUUCAGAUUCAAACCGUGGAGUUAGCACACCUGCAGAUCUGGCUGAAUCCCUCAACAACCCAGAUGUUGCUCCUGUUGCUGCUCCUGUUGCUGAUGUUGAUGAACCACCUGUGGCUGCAGGAGUCAGGGUAAGGACAGCUGAAUCUGAUAUUGAUGAGGGCCUUGCUACUGCGCCACCUCCCUCUGGGGGCAGGGCUCGGCCUAGACCACCUAUCAGCCUGGAGGAGCCCAGCUCACUGCCCUUCCUGCGGCUUGCCCACUUCUUCCUCCUAAAUGAUGACGACGAGGACCAGCCCCAAGGGCUGACCAAGGAGCAGAUUGACAACCUCUCAAUGCGCAACUUUGGUGAAAGUGAUGCCUUGAAGACUUGCAGUGUAUGCAUUACAGAAUAUGCAGAAGGUAACAAGCUACGUAAGCUGCCCUGCUCUCACGAGUAUCAUGUGCACUGCAUUGAUCGCUGGCUCUCCGAAAACUCAACUUGUCCCAUCUGCCGCAGGGCUGUCUUGGUAUCGGCCAACCGGGAGAGUGUGGUGUAGCUUAUUAAAGACUCCAGGCCUUUUUGUCUCAACCUAAGUAAUCAAAUAUCCCAAGUCCAAAAGAGGCUUUGAAUGUGUCUCCACUGUUGAAAUGUAUUUCCUUCAUGCCAUUUGUGAGUCUGACCAUAAUGCAUUCACAGAUUUGAUUCGGGGUGCUCCAUACAGUGACACUGGGACAGAUUCAGUCUUUAGUAAGACAAUUAUUAUUGCAGUCCAAAGUUAGGCACAAGCAAUGCAUGCUGUUUGAAUCAACUUGUAGUGACCAAGCAGUCUGUUGCAUUGCAUUAAGCCAUGCACACAAGCAGACUGGUAUCUCUUAAAGAAUCCCCGGAACAUCUGCUCUUUUGUAUAACUCGUAAAUGGCGCCUUAUAUACCGGAAGUUGGGUAUUGGUACAGUUCUUAGUUCCUCAAGUUCAAAGUAUUAGCUGUAAAUAAGCUUGUAAAAAUAAGUUUGAAUCAUACUUUGUAUUAGUGAAUUGGUUUGGAAUUGUAAAUUAUCUCCAUAAAGAAUAGGGUUGUGUUUGCUGCAAUUACACUCUAUCAGAACAUCUCUAAAUUUGCUGUUGAACAAAUAAGUGGCAUUUGGUACACAGCAGAAUUAUUUAGAGUUUGUGAUGUCCAAAGGAUGUAGGACAUAAAUUGGUUUGCCAUUAACAGUGUGACUUGUGCGCUCCCUUUUUUGUUUACUUAAAAGAAACGAUCUACUGUUUUGGGGUGGCAUUUACCAUGAAAACUCUGUGAUGAAUUGUUUAAAAUUGAUGUACAGACAUAAGGGAAAGAUUAAUCAAACCAGGCUAGUUUUUCAAAAUGUCAGUUUAUUUUGAAAUCAUUGCAUCUUUAUUUUCUUGAUCCUUAAAAACAAUUGAGUAGUAUUCUUACCAGAAAUUAAGGAUGCCUCAAUAUUGGAAGUUGAUAUCAAGGUAUCAUGUGAAUUUACAGACCUCAAAAUUAGUAUAACGAGUGUGACAUGUCAAACAAUUUGAAUAUACUUGCCUUUUUCCCCAAAUGUAAACAGAGGCUUACUUUUUAAUGUACAACAAGGAUUUCACAAUCAUAUGUUCCAUCAUUGUUAUCAUUAUCUACUGGUUUGUCUUUUAAUUAUUGAUUGACGAACUAAGUUCUCUAGGAUGGUAUUGGCAUUGAUUGAAAUGACCAGAAAUUGACUUCAAAUGAGAUGUUAACCCAAACCAGAUCUCUUUACUCGGAUGUCCAGCUCAAUGUACACGUGACAACUUAAAUUAUUAAUCGAAGGGUUUGAGUGUCACAGAUUUACCAAUUCACACAAUGUUCCUCCUGUCAUAGUAAGGCCCCAGUCGAAAGUCAAGAGGCUCACCUACUGUGCCCUCCUCCUGCCCCAUGAGCAGAUGCUCUGUAUCAGUGUGCAAUACAUGCUAAAGUGAAAGUAGGGAAAUACAAACCAUGAUGCUAUUGUUAAAAACUGUUGUUGAUGGCUAAAAUCUUAAAUGAAGACUUAUUACCUUUUUUAAAUGUGUUGAAGUUAUUUUAUUAUAUUUUGAAGUUCUGUAGGUUUUAAUAGCACUGUUGAUCAGGAACACUGGCUAAAGUAAGAAAAGGGCAUCACUAUUAAUGCCAUCCUGUCAUGUUUCUUCUUCCACUGUUUGAUGUCUUUGCCACAAUUAUUACUUCCCUUUGUGGGACAUAAAAGUUUGAAUGCAAGACAUUGUCAUUGUUGAAUAUCAUAAAUAUGUAAAUGAAAUGUAUGUUCCCUCUUAAGCCAUUCUUUAGUUUUGGCCUUGUUCUGUGUCACCCAGUGCAGUAUGUUAACUGGGUGUUAAAUGAAACUAACCGCUGAAUUAAACAAGUUGUUACGCUACAAAGUGCAUCGCAGAUAUGCAUUCUGUACACUC
Cyclopterus lumpus (lumpfish) is the source of this 4678-nucleotide messenger RNA. It is a transcript of the gene rlim, whose product is annotated as ring finger protein, LIM domain interacting. Lineage: Eukaryota; Metazoa; Chordata; Actinopteri; Perciformes; Cyclopteridae. Gene Ontology annotation, cellular component: cytoplasm; nucleoplasm. The coding region runs from base 389 to 2809 and encodes 806 amino acids. Gene Ontology annotation, biological process: ubiquitin-dependent protein catabolic process; protein ubiquitination; random inactivation of X chromosome. The transcript has 4 exons. Gene Ontology annotation, molecular function: ubiquitin protein ligase activity. The record is from RefSeq and is a predicted model, not a curated record.